This is a messenger RNA of Prorocentrum cordatum, 2261 nucleotides long. NCBI's taxonomy places the organism in Eukaryota, Dinophyceae, Prorocentrales, Prorocentraceae. The record is from the annotation of a GenBank genome assembly.
CGCUUCUAACGUUUUUGUUGUUUGUUAUCGGCCUCGUCUUCCGCGUCGCGUUCACCUAGCCAGUUUGGCUCAAGCUCUUUUUCCAUCCGCGCCAGCUCUCUGGUUCGGGUAAGCAGCUGGUCUGCAUGUUGCUUCCGUCUUGUUUUCAGAUGGGUGCCAUUCCACAGCACGCUUUCCUGGCCAGUGCAAAGUGGUUCGCAGAGGAUGUUGUCAGGAUUGGGCCUCUGAGUUUAGGUGCCCCAGCAUUAACCGCCCUCAUUUUGCUCCUUAGCCCGAUGGUGGAGGUCGUUCCAAGGAUCCGUCGCCAGCAGAAUGUUGGAAGGUUGCCGAUGCUUCCGUAUACUGCAAUGACCUGCGGUGGUAUAUUUUGGUCCGUGUACGCUGUGAUCAAGGGAAUCACGCCAGUGCUGAUUGUCAACACAGUCCAGAUUCACGAGUCCUGCGCCGCAUGAUCCGACCCUGUCAAUUCGAUUGCUCGUGUGAUGCAUUGUGGUUGGGGGCCUGGGGGCUCCUGGGUCGCCUGGGGAGCCCUGCAAAGGUCUUUGGAUUAUCUUAGGGAGGAUCGGCGGUCGCGGGGCGGGGCGGGGCGCAGGUGGGUCGCGAAGCUGGGCCAGCAACGAGAAGAGAGACAUGGAUCUGCGCCGCGGAACCGCAUUUUAUUCGUGCCCCCGCCCCCUCCUCCACUGGAAUGUGUUGAGGCAUGGCGAGGGCGGCUGGGCGGGGGAUGGACCCGCACACGCCUGGCACCCCAGAUGGGGUCUGCCGAUAAUAUUGGGAACGUACUAUUGCUGGGUGUUUGGGAGGUACUGCCCCGAAGCCGCCGAUUGGCUGCCCUGGACCUUAAAGGCGCACCUCAGGGCCCUGGCCCUGGCUCCGGUCGCCUGCGCCACGGUGCUCGCCGCGUGCUCACGACGAGUGCUUCUCCUGCUGGGGCUGUGCGGCAAUCUGGCCAACAUCCUCAUGUUUGCGGGCCCCCUCGCCGCCGUGGGCACCGUGAUCCGGGAACGGAGCACCAGGGCGCUGCCCCUCGGCUUCACCUGCGUGGUGGUGGUGAACGGCGGGCUCUGGACGGCCUACGCGGCCCUGCUCCUGGGCGACUACAUGGUGCUCGUGCCUAACCUCAUCGGCUUCCUCCUGGGGCUCGUGCAGCUGUCGCUGUUCCUCCGCUACGGCGUAGACAGGGGCGCGGCGCCCGGCCAAGAUGCCGCUGGUCAUGCAGGCAGCCCACCCGCGUGCAGCGAGGCCGACGACGAGGACGGCGCGAGGUCGCGGGCUCGGGCCCGGCUGGCUCACACCGCGCAGAUCGAGUGCAAGAGCAGCAUCCGACGCAAGCGGGGUGGCGGACAGGUGCUGUGCGGCGUGUCCUGGGCGCUGCUCGGUGCCCUUCAGCGUCCGCGUGUGCCGCACGGCGGCCACGUUCGGCGUCAUCUGGGACGCCUCGGGGACGUGGGCAAGGAGCGGUAUCGAGACGCUCCCGUCCAGCGUGUUUGGAGUUUGGCUGCUCGGGGCAGGACGGCGGUGCAGCCCCUCCCACAGAGGGCCUCUCGAUGAUGUCUCCCGUCCUGCCCCUCCCUCCUCCUCCUCCUCCUACUGCUCCCGGGCAUGGGGGGUCUCCUUCUCCUCCCGACUUCCGCUCUCCUGGCCUCAGCACUCGGAGACAACGGCUCCGAGACUGCCUCUGGACUUCUUUGAAGGUCGGCGCUCGGCAUGGACGAGCACCCAGAACUCGUGUGAAGUAUAUAUCCGAAUUUAAGCCAACUUAUUCAGAGGCCAGGGCGACAGGGGGGGUGCAUCGACCCCGAAUCGCCCAUUAAUCGCCACUAUCUGCUGACCUACGCCGCCCAGGACCGUGCAAUUUCGCUAUGGGAGGCCUGUCGCCAAUCUAUCGGGGAUGUAGCGGUCAUUCGAGUUCGAUGUUUCUCCCCCCUCCCCCCUGAGCGGGCCACAUCCAAUAACGCACGGUAUCCCACAAAGCGCAUCCUGAUGAGCACAGGACCCCGUGUUGCCUGGCACGCGGAGGCGUACAGCCGCGGUGCCCUCCAGAGCAGCACAUGGGGCACCCUCCGCUGUCUUCGGCGAGGAUUUUUGCUGGCCUGGAAGGCACUUCCGGGUCCCCGCGUUUUUGCGGGUAGAGACUGAGACCCAAACGCGUUUGUUUUAGAUGUCGCUAAACACAUCAUGGUGCAAACGGGUCCUCAAGGAAACCGGUCUUUCUUGUUUAGGCAAGUUCUUGCCUCAGGAUUUCAAAUUGGGAUCUUCUC